UCUCUCUCUCUCUCUCUAAGCUCUCUUUAUCCUCUCUCUAGCAGAUCCUACUUCUCAUCUUCCAGAAUCCCUCCACAACCCAUACGAAUCUCAAGAUUCUGCAACAAUGCCGAACACAAGAGACAGACUAUCUAGGGCGGAGGACCUAAUUGGCAUGUAUAGUCGUCGUCGACGGAGGACAGUUGAAGGAUGUGGCAUUGCGAUUUUUGAGGAUGAACAAGAGGAGAGGGCUACGAUGAAUUUUAGUGCUGGUGAUUGGAAUGGUGCCAGAAGAAGGGUCGGUAUUGGGAUGCCGAGAAAUGGGAACUCGGCUAGGGUGAUUGGUCGAGAGAACAUUUCGCAGGGACGAGGAGGGCAUAGUGUCCUUCCUUCUUGGUAUCCAAGAACUCCUCUUCGGGAUAUCACUUCCAUUCUGAGGGCUAUCGAAAGAAGAGGAGCUCGCUUGGGAGAGAGCGAAGGCCAACAACUUGAGAGUCCUAUACCACAGGACUGGACUGUUUUUGAUCCUUCUGACUCUACAUCAGGUGCUCAACUUGAGCACGAUAAUUCGUUUAUGACUCCACAUCCAACAUUGAGAAGCAGGCAUUAUCCCAAAUUUGUAGGUAAAGUACCAAAGAUAUUGCUCGAUAUCACUUAUCAGAACGACUCGGGACACUCCGAUGGCCUCACACCAGAGAGAAAGCUGCUGCACUCAAUUGACAAAGUUGAAAAAGCAGUGAUGGAAGAACUGCAUAAGUUGAUGAGGACUCCCAUUGCUAAGAAACAAGAAAGGGAAAAAAGAGUUGGGACUUUGAUGUCCAUGCGCUGAUUCACCAUU
This is a messenger RNA of Lycium ferocissimum, 817 nucleotides long. RefSeq names its product protein POLYCHOME. Gene Ontology annotation, cellular component: nucleus. Gene Ontology annotation, biological process: regulation of nuclear division; negative regulation of ubiquitin protein ligase activity. The transcript has 3 exons. Lineage: Eukaryota; Viridiplantae; Streptophyta; Magnoliopsida; Solanales; Solanaceae. The coding region runs from base 107 to 808 and encodes 233 amino acids. The record is from RefSeq and is a predicted model, not a curated record.